Ilex paraguariensis (yerba mate) is the source of this 3034-nucleotide messenger RNA. The record is from the annotation of a GenBank genome assembly. Lineage: Eukaryota; Viridiplantae; Streptophyta; Magnoliopsida; Aquifoliales; Aquifoliaceae.
UCCAACGGUCCAGAUUUCGCCAACAUCUCAGUUUAGGGUUUCUGAUUGUUCGUAUAUAAACUUCACAGUUUCAUCUCAGCCGGUGCGGUGCAGUCUGUCUGCCCUCCCAUUCUCUCUCUUAUCUCAUUGUCGACUCUCAGUUCCGUUCGGAUUUCCGACUAUUUAUCCCCGUUUUAUCCUUCCCUCUCCUCUCUUAACCCCAAAAUACCCAAUAAAUUUCUCAGAAGUUCCUAUAUCACACUAGCUCAGAGUCCUUCGAGUUUUGUUUCUAUUGUGUACUUUAACGCUCUUAUUAGGGUUUUAUUAUCGAAUCAAUUAUAGAGGAGAGGGAACAAAAAAUCGAAAAAAAAGGGCAAAAGAUUUUGGAAAAUUAGUAGAAAAAGUGGUGUUUCUGAGGGGUAUUCUGGAAGAAAUGGCGCAGAUUCAGGUGCAGAUUCCGGUAAUGGGACCGAAUGGAGUGGCUGCCGGCGCGAACCAGGUCGUGUCGACGUCGUUGUACGUUGGGGAUUUGGAUUUUAGUGUGAACGAUUCGCAGCUCUAUGAUCUGUUUAACCAGGUGGGUCAGGUUGUGUCGGUUAGGGUUUGUAGGGACUUGAGCACUCGGCGUUCCCUUGGCUACGGUUAUGUCAACUACAGCACCUCUCAAGAUGCGGCUAGGGCAAUGGAUAUGCUAAACUUCACUCCACUCAAUGGCAAGUAUAUUAGAAUCAUGUAUUCUCACCGGGAUCCUAGUAUUCGUAAAAGUGGAACAGCAAAUAUAUUUAUAAAGAAUUUGGACAAGGCAAUUGACAACAAAGCACUCCAUGAUACAUUUUCAAGCUUUGGCAGUAUUCUUUCUUGCAAAAUAUCUACAGAUUCUAAUGGCCAGUCCAAAGGAUAUGGUUUUGUACAAUUUGACAGUGAAGAAUCUGCUCAAAGCGCCAUAGAUAAGUUAAAUGGCAUGCUUCUUAAUGAUAAACAAGUUUAUGUUGGACACUUCCUUCGUAAACAAGAAAGAGAAAGUGUGAUGAAUAAGACGAAAUUCAACAAUGUGUAUGUGAAAAAUCUGGCAGAAUCUACUACAGAAGAUGAUUUAAAGAGAAUUUUUGGUGAAUAUGGAACAAUUACUAGUGCUGUAGUGAUGAGGGACGGAGAGGGAAAAUCCAGGUGUUUUGGGUUUGUCAACUUUGAGAAUGCAGAUGAUGCUGCUAAAGCUGUUGAGGCCUUAAAUGGAUACAAAUAUGAUGAUAAGGAGUGGUAUGUUGGGAAAGCCCAGAAGAAAUCUGAAAGAGAGCUUGAACUAAAAAGUCGAUUUGAGCAGAGUGCCAAGGAAGCAGUGGACAAGUACCAAGGAGUGAAUUUAUAUAUCAAAAACUUAGAUGAUAGUAUUGAUGACGAUAAACUCAGGGAAUUGUUCUCUGAGUUUGGUACAAUUACAUCAAGCAAGGUUAUGUGCGAUCCCAGUGGAAUCAGUAGAGGAUCUGGAUUUGUUGCAUUCUCGACUCCUGAAGAAGCUUCAAGAGCUCUUGCUGAGAUGAAUGGGAAAAUGGUUGUUAGUAAACCACUUUAUGUAGCACUUGCACAGCGGAAGGAAGACAGACGAGCAAGGUUGCAGGCACAGUUUUCACAAAUGAGGCCAGUUGCAAUGUCACCGUCAAUGGCUCCUCGUAUGCCAAUGUAUCCUCCUGGUGCUCCAGGUGUGGGACAACACGUGUUUUAUGGGCAAGGACCGCCUGCCAUAAUCCCUCCCCAGGCUGGAUUUGGCUAUCAGCAGCAGCUUGUUCCAGGAAUGCGGCCAGGUGGGGCUCCUAUGCCAAAUUUCUUUAUGCCAAUGGUUCAGCAAGGUCAGCAGGGUCAGCGCCCUGGUGGGAGACGUGGAGCAGGUCCUGUACAACAAACUCAGCAACCGGUUCCACUGAUGCAGCAGCAGAUGCUCCCAAGGGGACGCAUGUACCGCUAUCCGCCUGGUCGUAAUGUGCCUGACAUGCCAAUGCCAGGCAUUGCUGGAGGCAUGCUUUCUGUUCCAUAUGACAUGGGUGGCAUAUUUCCUCGAGAUCCUGCAAUGGGACAGCCUAUGCCAAUCACCGCUUUGGCUUCUGCCCUUGCAAAUGCAUUGCCUGAUCAGCAGAGGACGAUGUUGGGCGAGAACUUGUACCCACUCGUGGAUCAGCUGGAACACGAACACGCGGCUAAGGUGACAGGCAUGCUUUUGGAGAUGGACCAAACUGAAGUUCUGCAUUUACUUGAAUCGCCGGAUGCUUUGAAGGCAAAAGUUGCAGAGGCUAUGGAGGUCCUGAGGAAUGUUCAUCCGGCUAACAGUCCAGCUGCUGACCAAUUAGCCUCAUUAUCCCUCAACGACAACCUUGGUUAAACGAGUGCCCAUGCGUUUCAUUACAAGUGUCUGAUUGAAAAAAGUUUCCUUGUGGGUGAAAGCAGUAUGCUUUGUGGUUCUUUGAUGAUUUUAGAGAUUCUAAGAUUGCCCUUGCUUUAUGCUGUGUUUGUUUUUAAUAGAAUGUUAGGCUUGUUUGUACCUUAAUUGCUGUCCUAUGAUUGUUUUAUUGUUUCGUACUCAAAUUGGAGUCAUGUUAACAGUUUUUUUAUAGGUGGAAGGGGUCUGGUUUUAGUAACACUUUCUGCCCGUGCGCACACCCAAAAACACUCACGCACACGGAAAUUCUAUGGGUGUUCUUUUAGUUAAUUUCUGAGUCGUGUUUUUUCCUCUCUAAAUUAGAGUAAUAUUGAAUUCAUCAUUGCAAAGUAUUCUUUGAAUAUUUGUAAUUUCACGUUAAUCCUAUUUUAGUUCCCCAAUUUUUUUGUGAUAAUUUAAUCCUUAUCGAUGGAUAUUAGUUUUAAAUGAUGAACUUCUGUCAACUAUUUGCCCAGAGGUGUCGAUCGAGUUGUGUUGGGUGUGUGUGUUGUUUUCAUUCACAGGUUUGUAUGUAUUGGGCAUUAAUCAAAUCUAAAUUUAUCUCAGUUAACUAAUUUUGUUGAUCUGAUUUUUUUAUUUUUGUGUUGUGUUUAUGUUGAUGUAUAUAGUUUGUGAAUAAAAAAAGUU